AUGCACCAGUCAACUGGCGACCCAACAGAAGAAUCGUUGCCCUCCAGGCGGGCCCUGUUUGAUGGAAUCCCAAGGACACCUUUGGUUCAAAACGCGCUGGCCCUCCCUGGAUUGACGCCUGUGCCUGUGCUUCCUUCGACUCCGAUGGUUCCCACCCCGAGUAACCCAAUCCCCAAGCCACCCCCAGCGGUGCCUCACCCUGCCCGACGUCGGGGCCGGACCGAGGUGAUCAAACCCAAUGACAGCUCAGCGCAGGCACUCCUGGUUAUGUUACAGAAAUCACAUGAUCGCCAAGAACAGUCACAACUGGAGGACCGCCGGGUGGCCGAGAAGAAAUCAGAUCAGAAAGAGGUAGCGCGCGUGCAGGCUAAGGCUGAGGCAGACCACGACCAAGCCAUGCGGGAGGGCCAGCUCCAGAUUGAUCGGGACCUGGCUGACAAGAGGAAUCAGCUAUUGGACGAGGAGCACCGUGCACGAGAGGCGGAUCGGAAGGAAGAACGGCGCCUGGAUAUGGAGUGGCGGGCGGAGGAGGGUCGUCGGUACGAGGCCAGUCAACAGCAGUUGGCGGCAGAUAGGAAGGAUCAAGAAAAAGCACGUCGGGCACAGGAACAGUCAAGUCAGUUGUUUCAGGCGGCGCUCAUGCGCAUGCUGGGUGUGGGGGGCGUCAUGCCUCAGGCCGAGGGCCCGUAG
Puccinia graminis f. sp. tritici CRL 75-36-700-3 is the source of this 690-nucleotide messenger RNA. RefSeq lists its product as uncharacterized. The record is from RefSeq and is a predicted model, not a curated record. The transcript has a single exon. Lineage: Eukaryota; Fungi; Basidiomycota; Pucciniomycetes; Pucciniales; Pucciniaceae. Bases 1 to 690 code for a protein of 229 amino acids.